Hylaeus anthracinus is the source of this 3314-nucleotide messenger RNA. RefSeq names its product glutaredoxin domain-containing cysteine-rich protein CG12206-like. The record is from RefSeq and is a predicted model, not a curated record. Gene Ontology annotation, biological process: sensory perception of sound. NCBI's taxonomy places the organism in Eukaryota, Metazoa, Arthropoda, Insecta, Hymenoptera, Colletidae. The transcript has 5 exons. Bases 187 to 2280 code for a protein of 697 amino acids.
AUGAGUAAGUGUCAGAGGCACUCAGUACAGUUACUGACGGCCCGUACCGUGAACGAUCGCCGUCGUCGACCCGCCGCUGUCGUUGUCACCGUUGAAUCGAGUCGAGUUCGUUUCACCAUGCGUUGCUCUCGAUAAACACAUGCGGUGUAGUUCGCGGAAGAAGUGACAGUGGUUUCGAAUGUGUAUAUGGACGAGGUCGCAACGAUGACCGUUCCACCGACACUGCCGCCGAAGGCUCAGGCCCGGGAUGCGAGUCAGGUUGCCCGACAGACUGUGUCAAUCCGGACUGUUUCCAAUCCCCCCACGGCCACUCUGAGCACAGGGGCCGGAGCAACGGUAUUCGUCGGACUCGGCGCUCCUGGCGUCGAUUCCGCGGCAGCCUGUAGGAGAAGAAUCCCGGAAGUGCAAUCCGCGAACGGCUACGGUAAGCAGAACAGCGUGAAGCCGACGGUGCAGCAGAGCCAGCAACAGCAGCAGAGUACGCAACAGCAGCAGCAGGCCGCGCAUGUGGUGAAGAUCAGGAUCAAUCCGGAUGGUGACAAGAACGGCAGGGUAAUAUCCACCGUACGUCUGACACUGGACGAAAACGUUGGCCACGAAGUCGAGCAGGAGAACGGGAUCGCGUGCGAACGUUCGAGCAAGCGUGACGGUGGUGUGGUCGUGAGUGCGACGAAUCUGGUGAACGAGCAGCAUUGUGGAAGUGCCGGUGAGGCCUGUGUGAGGAUCAGUGUCGGCUGCAACGCCUUCGAACGCAACAACAACAACAACAACGAAAAGCGUAACAGGAACAACGACGGAUCAGAAAAAGACAUGGUCCAGCGCGAUACGUCCGACACCUUGAACAACUCCUCCGCCAACAACCGUUCGAGCGCCUGCUUCUACUACAAUAACACGUACCAGAGCCCGUUAGCCGGGAUGGUGAUGUCCAGCGGACAGUGCUCGCCCAGCGAUACCUUGGACAGCGGAACUUGCAGCGACCUGGACGGCACACCGCCGCCACUGCCCAAGAAGAAGAACGCCAGCACGGUGACACUCGCCAGCGAGCAACACAAACGCACUGGUAGCUUGACUAGUAGCGGCGCGGAAGUGGACAGCGACGAUAACGAGAGCAAUAUCAGCUGCGACUCCUUAAACGCUGGCGAUCUGCAUGACAGUAUAGAGUCCCGAAACGCGAAUGAAAGUAUCAGGGCGUCCCCAGACUUCCAAGACAGCUUCCAGAACGGGGACGUCGAUCAUUCCGCGAAAGAUACGGUUUUGAAUUUGAAUCGACUGGACUUGUCGAGCGAGGGACCCAUGCCACCUGCCACGACACCGGAAGUCGAGUCGAAUUCACGCUCGACGAGCGUCUCACUCAGCGUCUCGCCGUCACCGUCCGCGGCUUCCACCCUGUCGAAAGCGUCCUCCACGCCGAGGAUCAGAAGUCCCGAUCCCGUGAUCGAAUUAAACGGGAAAUCGCCGUCCCCCAUGGUGAAGGAGUGCACCUACGAGGAGAGAAAGCAGGAGCAGGAGAGGAUAGAGCAGGAAUCGGCCGGCGGUGACGUCGACGCGAGCAUCAAUCCCGUGACGGGCAAGAAGUACCUCUACGAGUACGACAGGUUUUACAAGUUCCACGUGAACGAACUGAAGGGCAACAAUAAGGACGCGAGCAGGGGAGUGGUGUUGGGGGAUAAGGACACCGACGAGUGUUUUGCCGGUUACAAGAUCCUCGAUAAGGAAGCCAUACGCAGUGCCAAGGGAACCGUGCGCGGUGUCAAGAACAGAGUACGAGCAGGGAUCGCGACGUUUCUGCAGAAACCCUCCUCGCAGGCGUACAUAAAGAAGGAAUUAGGGAAGGUGGUGGUCUACACGACGACGUCUGGUAUCGUCAGGAAAACGUUCUACAAUUGUAAGAAGGUGAAGCAGAUCCUGAGAACGCACAUGGUCAAGUACGACGAAUUGGAUCUUUUCGGCGACGCAGAGCUGCAAGGCGAGUUGAGGGACCGUUUAGGGUUGACGGCGAUACAAUUACCUCAGCUUUUCAUCGAUGGUCAACACAUUGGGGGCUUUGACACUGUGGAACGGCUCAACGAAUCAGGAGAACUGAGGGACAUGCUUAAGCCUUAUCAGAGUGACGACGCGUGCACCGUGUGCUUGUUCUGCGGCGGUUACCAAUGGCAGCUCUGCCCUGUUUGCAAUGGUAGCAAGAGGUCCGUGCACCGCAACGACUUCACCGCAGAAUUCGUCGCCCUGAAGUGCGCGAAAUGCGACGUGAACGGUCUGAUUCGCUGCCCUCAUUGCUGAAGAACAUGUGGGGGUGACGCGAACCUCGAACGACAUCGUCAAUCCUGGAAGCUGCGAUCGGAUAACUGGCAUACACCUCCCUCUAUUUAAGACUAAGGUGCUACGAGAGUAUAUUGCAUUACACGUUAGGGAACACGUGCUGUCGCGUCGCGGACUACAGAAUCGCUGUAUGUACAGAAGCGGUAGGGAUGUUCGAUUCUUCUAAAAAAUAGAUUCUGCAAUCUAUUUUGAAACUAUUCAAAAUGGAUUUCGCAUUCCUGCAUUAAAUAAUAGAGUUAUAAAAUGGAUUCAUAUCUAGUUGAAACUGUCUAUUUAUACGCCCUAAAAUCGUGAAAAAAUUAUUUACUAAAUGCGUUUUGUUAUUAUUUUUGUUUAUUGUUUGCUUGCGAACAGAGACUGUAAUAUAAUGUAUAUAUAAAAUUUUAGAUGAAUGAAUGUUUUGUCUCACUUCGAAUAUUUGCUAAUAACUGUUGGUCCCCUGUAAAGUUACCCUAAAAUUCUAAGAACUUGUUGUUACAAAAUUUAAUUAUUUCAUUUUAUUAACCAUUUCACAGGAAAAUAGACGAUUCUUCUAAUUCUUUUCAGAUAAUCGAUUCAAAAUAUUAUAUGUAGUCGCUUUAAAAAGUGCUUUUGAAAAUAAGUUUAACACCCGAAUUGUACUUUGUCCCCCUGCACAUUUUAAUUUCGUGAAUGAAUGUUUACCUUACGUGUAUCAUAUAACGCCGCAGGCUUUGUGCAAUAAAGACGUUGAAUAAAAUAAAUAAACAGAUGGAAUCGAGUUUCUGGAAAAUAAAUAAUCUAGAAUAUCGACUUAGAAUCGGACAUCCCUAGAAAUGAUUUCUGCAAUUGGAAAUCUCCGCGCGAGUGGCCGAGAGUCCGUGGCUCGAACGCGUUUCAGAAAUUCGAGAUAAAACUCCACUCGAAAGCUCGACCCCGGCCAUUGGGCACGAUUCGCAAACGCUAAUGGCGCGACUGCGCCCGUGAACUGUAAAAUAUCGGUUAAUAAAGCUUAUCUAAAGUUUUGUAAUACCCAA